UGAGGAAGUAAAGAAUGCCACUGUAAUCUGGCAACCCAUCUAACAACAUGUUGGGCUAAAUAUCUAAUCCAUUUUGUUUGUCCUUCGAUUGCCAACCAACCAACCAUAGCAGCAAGCAAAAACCAAUGCUUCUUCUCACAUUGCAACUCCAAUAAUCAGUCUGCAAACCCAAUGGCCUCUGCUUCAUACUCGCCACAUUUACUACCCUUUCCAUCCACACAAAAACCAACAGGGACAAUAUUCAGUUGUACUGCUUGCAAUUCCAAAGUUUUUCCUUAUCAUGGUGCCUUUCGAGACUGCUCCGCUGCUAAACUUCAAUCUGUGAUAAAAGCCAAGGCUGCCCCAAGUAACCGAAACACCAAACCCAAUAGUGUCAUCUGUGGUGAUUGCGAUGGAAAUGGUGCAGUUGUUUGCUCUCAAUGCAAAGGCAGUGGAGUCAACCCUGUUGAUUUCUUUAAUGGACAAUUCAAAGCCGGUGAUUCCUGUUGGCUUUGCGGAAAGGAGAUGUUAUGUGGAAAUUGCAAUGGUGCUGGCUUCAUUGGGGGGUUUAUGAGCACUGAUGAUGAGUAGGGUUCCCCCGCAUUCAAAAAGUUAGCGUAGCAGCCAUAGAUUCUUCCAGAGCUUUUGAAUAAGAUGUAUGUAUAUAUGUAUGUAUGUUCUUAGGCUUUGCGGAAUUUGAUGCUUGACCAACCCAUCUCAUACCCCAUUCGUUAAACUUUCAUGCAAGACAAGGCUAUCACCAUCUAUGUAUAUUUUACCAUCCUAUAUACAUAAUGGAAUACUUGUACGCAUUUAA
Messenger RNA from Gossypium raimondii (Peruvian cotton), 796 nucleotides. RefSeq lists its product as hypothetical. NCBI's taxonomy places the organism in Eukaryota, Viridiplantae, Streptophyta, Magnoliopsida, Malvales, Malvaceae. The transcript is spliced from 5 exons. The record is from RefSeq and is a predicted model, not a curated record. Gene Ontology annotation, cellular component: protein folding chaperone complex; chloroplast stroma. Gene Ontology annotation, molecular function: protein folding chaperone. The coding region runs from base 172 to 570 and encodes 132 amino acids.